Molecule: messenger RNA, 1170 nt
Organism: Penicillium daleae
Lineage: Eukaryota; Fungi; Ascomycota; Eurotiomycetes; Eurotiales; Aspergillaceae
Exons: 3
Coding region: 1-1170 (389 amino acids)
Molecular function (GO): acid phosphatase activity; ferrous iron binding; ferric iron binding
Source: RefSeq, a predicted model, not a curated record
AUGCCUGCCAUGUCUCGUAUUGCCCUGACCCUGGGCCUGGCCUUGGGUGCCUCUGCGGCCAAGAACUCAAUCCUCGCGCCCACUGGAGCCGAAAAGCUUACUGUCGGUCUUCUGGGAGACUACGGCUGGACUGGCUGGCAGCCUCUGCCUCUAGACUUCUGCAACAAUGCCAUGCCUAAGCUCCAGGCCGACGGUGUUACCAUCCCUCGCGAUCUCCAGAAUGACUGUGACCCCGGUGACCGUCAGGCGAUUGCGAAUGCCACCAUCGAGGAGACCCGCACCUCCAAGUACAUCGAAAAGAUCUGCCUCCAGAAGAACUGCUCCGCCUUCAUUUCCGUCGGCGACAACUUCUACGACAGCGGUGUCGACUUCACCUCCGAGGGUAUCCAGCGCUUCUACGAGGGCUGGGCCAACAUGUACGUCGGCAAGGCCUUCGACGGCAAACCCUGGUACCAAGCCCUGGGUAACCACGACAUCGUCGCCGGCAAAGCAGGCGUCGACUUCCAGACCCGCAUCGCGCCCCUGAUGGAGGACCGCUGGUACUUUGGCGAGCACAACCUGCCCUACUACACGUACGACCUGAAGGGCUCCAACUGGACAGCGACCUUUGCCGUCGUCGACUCGGACUGCUUCAUCAACAAUUACCAGGCAAGCACCUCCGUGUACAACACCGACUACGUCAUCGAAUGCCACAAGACCACGCAGACGCAAGUCGAGUUCGUCCGCAAGGCUUUCGCUGAGUCCGACGCCACCUGGAAGAUCCUGCAGAUCCACCACGGCUUCGUCUCCUCGUCGACCAACUACACCGAGCUUGCGCCCCUGAUGGACAUUGUCCGCGAGAACAACGGCGUCGUGAUCAAUGGCCACGACCACUGCAUGGCCCACUACCAGCUCAACGGCACCAACUUCGUUCUCACCGGUGGCGCGGGCUACGCCGAGGCUGGCGACUGCAACUACGGCGUUCCCCUGGGCCCGUUCACCAAGUGGCUCGGUGCUGAUGCCCAGCAGGCUGCCAAUGGCUUCGUCACCCUGGACAUUAGCUAUAAUGCUCUGCAAUUUGAGUACUAUGCUCGUGACAUGGCUCUCAAGGGUGCGGAUUACUACCCUGUCGCUAACGACAUGGUUCCUUCGUACAACUUUACCGUCACCCAGCACGCUACCAAGGCUUAA